Messenger RNA from Anastrepha ludens (Mexican fruit fly), 9754 nucleotides. RefSeq names its product protein phosphatase 1 regulatory subunit 16A (gene MYPT-75D). The record is from RefSeq and is a predicted model, not a curated record. Gene Ontology annotation, molecular function: phosphatase regulator activity; enzyme inhibitor activity; protein binding. Gene Ontology annotation, cellular component: cytoplasm. Lineage: Eukaryota; Metazoa; Arthropoda; Insecta; Diptera; Tephritidae. Bases 1822 to 4185 code for a protein of 787 amino acids. The transcript has 9 exons.
GUCUAAUUUGCUCCGUCAAGAAGCAAGACAGGAACUUUGAAGAGUCUUCUGUAGUUGCUUUCCACCGUUUCUAUGCAAUGUACCGCCGCUGUUAACGUCUUCAUCAACUCCACUCAACUUCGAAGUACUAGCAAGCCAACUGUCGUACAACAGACUAAAAAAAAAAAAACAACAACAAAAUUGGAAAAAGUACAACCCUAGUGAGCCAUCCAAUUGUUUUGAAAACUUUGGUGCUCAGUUCCUUUGACCUAUUCCUGCAUGGGCCGCAUAAGCGCAGGCUAAUUUUUGUAGUGCUCAAAUCAUGAAAAUUUAGUGCUCGGGCUUUCUGUUGGUGACUCUUUGUCAUUUUCACAAAUUCCAUUUGAGCUACUACGUAGCUACUAUACAGGACGUAUAUAUGUAACCAUGCACAUGUAUGCACACAACUAUGCUCAUACCUGCAUUUACUGCAUAGCUGAACUUUCAAUUUUGCAAUAAACUUUAUAAAAGCGAAUGCUACGCAACCGAACUAAACUAUGUACAGAGUGUAACCUCCAAAAAGCGAUUUGAAACAAACAUAAACAAGUGACUGCAAUAAUAACAACAACAUAAACAUUUAGUCAGUGCCUAGUGUUUAUAGUGCAGAAAAUUUUGUGCGCCUGAAAAAAGAAAACGAAAGCAUUACCGUACCGGUCAGAAGUGAAACAAGAAAUGUGGGGAAAAUUAAAAUGAAAUACAAAAAUAAUGCCGAGACGUAUAGUUUGUUUAACAAAGUGUUUUUCAACACUCCAUAAAAUUCGCAAACAACAACAAAAACAAUUGCAAAACAGCUGCUAUAGUGAGAACAGCCGCAGCUUGGCAUACAAAAACAACUCUUCAAUCGUAUGUACAAAAGCAGAACACAGAUUUCCGCUGAUCUGUGCGUUGACUACUCGAUGGAGCUGCCUAUGAAGCAGCAACUCAAUUCCGUCAGUCAGUCAGUCAAUCACCUGCGUGCAGCAAUCAAUUCUGUGUCGCAGCACCGGGCUGGGUUUCAUUGUUCCAUGCUGCUGCUGCUGCUGUUGUUGACCUGCGUUUGCAAGUGAAGCCGUUGAAGUUGUGGUACUGUGCAAUUUGUAGGCAUAGCCGGCGAAGUGUAUUCAACAGAAAAAAUAAAUAUAAAAAAAAAAACAACAAGAACAAAUGAAAAAUACAACAAAAGUUAAAGUUGAUCACCAUAACGCAACUUGUGGAGCACAAAAGCGAAACGAAAUGACAAUAUAAGACUGAACUUAACAAAACAAAUACAAAAACGACAUCGCAAGCAAAGCGUAAGGAACGUGUGACCAAACAAAAUAAUUAAGUCACAGAGACGACGAAUGUAUGAAUUCUACAAACGAUUAGACUACGAGUAGAUUGACAAGUUGGUGAUUGCGCAUGCACACCGCUAGUAUGUGAGUAACCCGCCGCAUAGUGGGUAGCACUAGGCCAGGAACGGCGCUGCAAAUAAGCGGUCAAACCAGCAAAACUUGCCACUGAAACAAACACACAAAAAAGCAACAAAAGUAGAACAAAUUAUUUUAAUUAAUUCCAAAUUCUAUGCAAUACCGCCACAAAAAUAAAAAAUCUAACAAAAGCUUUCAGCAACAUAAAAGCCAACCGCGCGCUGAAAGCGAAAUCAGUAUGAAGCGAUUUGCAUUUGUUUUUUAACGUCUCCUCAACACGCACUCACACAUACAUUAACGUACACGUACACAAGUAUAUACAGUAAACCAAAAUUUACAUAUCAACGCGUCAGCGUGCGCUUCAAAGGCGAAGAUAAGCAAUAAAUAUUCAACAGCAACUCCCAAUUAGCCAGCAAAGAUGGUCAAGGGCAUUCUAGUGAAUCGCAAGGCGGAUGACUCGCACAAGGCGCAACUGAAAAUGGAGCAUGCCGACCUAGUCGCCGAGAUGCAGACGGUGGAAAAUCUGCCAACGCAUGAACGACUGCAGUUGGCGCGUCUCCGCCGCGCACAACAGCUAAAGGUCGCGCGUCAAAAGGAGAAGGAAUGGCUAAAAUUACAACGCGCCAAAGGUAAUGCGACCUCGGCGCUCAACAACAGCCAUACGACACACCAUUUCCGUUCCAGCUCUAGCAGCGGCAGUCGGCAUAUAUCCUUUGAAAGCAGCGUGGUACUGCUGGAGGCGGCCAGUCGUAAUGAUAUGCAUGAAGUGGCCGAGCUGUUGGAGCGUGGCAUUACGCCAGAUGCGGCGAAUGAGGAUGGCUUGACGGCGUUGCAUCAAUGUUGCAUCGAUAAUAAUGUGGAGAUGUUGCAGCUGUUGUUGGAGUACGGUGCGAAUGUGGAUGCGCAGGAUAGUGACAAGUGGACACCGUUGCAUGCGGCAGCGACCUGCGGCCACUUGGAGUUGGUGCGCAUACUAAUCGAUCAUGGUGCGAAUUUGCUGGCGGUGAAUACGGAUGGCAAUAUGCCGUAUGAUCUGUGCGACGAUGAGAAUACAUUGGACUACAUUGAGGCUGAGAUGUCAAAGCGUGGCGUGACGCAAGAGCUGAUUGAUGAGACGCGUUCGUCGACGGAACGUCAAAUGUUGAAGGAUUUAAUGGAGGUGGCGCGAACCGGUGGCGAUUUGGAGGAGCCGGAUAACCAGGGCGCGACACCACUGCACAUAGCCGCGGCGAAUGGUUAUGUGCGCGUGGUCGAGUUCCUGCUGGAGAUGCAUGUCAAUGUAGAUGCUGUGGAUAAGGAUAUGUGGUCGCCGGUGCAUGCGGCAGCGUGUUGGGGGCAUUUGGAGGUGCUGGAGAUGCUUGCGCAAUGCGGUGCUGAUCUGAAUGCUAAAAACAAAGACGAUGAAACGCCUUCAGACAUUUGCGAGGAUCCCGAGAUACGAGAACGCAUUGAACAGUUGAAGACAGAGCAGGAGAGCAAACGUCUGGCAGAGGCGCAACGUCGCCGUGUGCGCCGUUCACAAAGCAACAAUACGCGCGCGCAAUCGGUGCGUCGCACUUCGCUGCGCGACAAAACGCUAACAACCAAAAAAGACGCCGUCGAAGAGGCACGUCUACGUUUGCAAGCACAAGAAGUGUUCAUUGCACCGGAUAGUGUGACGCUCUCCGAUGCGAAUGGACUUAGCAACAACACUACCAAUCAUCAUUCCACGUUGGCGCUACUGGAUGGCGUCAACGACACAACAGCCACAACAACAACAUCCGCCUCGACAAACGACUACAAUUGGCUAACGAAAGUGCCAACAAAUAAUAACAACAACCCCAACAAUAAUAAUAACAAUACGAUUAGUACUAAUAACAACAACGAUAAGAAAAUUGCAGCCUACACUGCUGCGACGGCGACAGCGAGCACGACAACGACAAAUGGCAGUGCCAACGCGUAUUUGCCACACUCACUGUCCGCCAUCGAUGUUAUGGACGCUUCAUCGCAUACGUAUAAUUCUCGUCGACCACCAGAAGGUCGCGAGAAUGAUGAAUUGCAAUUGAACGCCUAUAAAGCGAGUGGUGAACAUCAUCGUUCCACAUCGGCGACCGCGAUGAUUGUCAGCGAUCGUAAUAUGGCGGCGGCAGCUACAUCGACCGCUGGGCCGGAUGCAGUGCACAUACAGUCCAGCAAGGAGGCGGCGAAUGGCAAGAUAAAUGUGCAAGUGACGGUGCUAGUGGACACCACAAAUACCCAUCAGCAUCAACAACAACAGCAACAGCAACAACAACUAAGUCAACUGCAAAUGCCUAAUACGGCUAUGUCGGCCACGCUUAUCCAACCACAUACACUCUCUUUGGAGAGCCUCAAUUCUGCCUCCGCUUCUUAUGCCGCAGCCACAUUGGCAAAUUUGAAGAAGCAACGUUCACUUUCGCGCACAAACAAUGUAUUGAUUAGUGAAAAUGGUUCUGUUUUAGGAGCCGCCAACAACACCAGCAACACGAUCAACAACCAUCUGCAUGCUGGCAGCACCAACAACAACAAUUUAAUACUUGCUGGCGAAACUACAGGCGGUGGUGCAGUGCAUCAACAACCCCUCAGCGGUGGUCUACAUCCUAGUCUUUUGGAGUUCAAUGGCGCCGGCAGUGGUGGCGGUGGUGGUGGUGGCGGCAGCAUAACAAGUGGUGGAGAGCAGUCGACAGCUUACUCGAACGCUGCAGCGAUGAAUAAGUUCAGCGGCAUAACGGGCGAUGUUGUUAGUGAUAGUACGCGUUCCAAGAAAUGUUGUACGCUAAUGUGAAUGCAAAUGCGCACGAGUGGGUGGAGGAGCAGAGGGAGCAGUACGGUGAUGAGAGCAGCAUUUGUAAUGGUUUUAUGUUGCAUGUGAAAUACGAAUGUAUGUAUGUAGGUAUGUAUGUACAAGUAACUUGCAGCUCGAGUGUAGCAGCGUGGCACAAUGCAGUAUUUGCUGUCAAAUCAAUUUGAACUAACAGGGUAUUAACUAAUCAGUGCGUAUUUAAAGUUUGUUGCACUGCAAACACACACACACACACACACAAAAUUAAGCAGAAAUUACACUUUUUAAAUGUAAGCACAAUUCAUCGCUCACCAACCAAUUCGAUUGAAUGCUGCUGCGCUGCGCGCGCACGCACAAUGGAAUAUGGCAACGACAAGGUUUGGUUGUAGCAACCGGUGUUGGAGUGGGGCGAAAAAUGCAAAUGUUUAAAAUAUGAGAAUAAUUAUAUGUAGAUAUAUGUAUGAAUUUGGUAAGUAUUUAGGUUACCUGAAUUGCAAAGUAAAACCCAACAAAAUUAUUUUAUAGAAGAUUAUAAAAAUGUCAUAAAAUAAAGAUUUAUUUCGGAAAGGAAAUUCCUAUUUGGUAAUUUUUCAUUAAACUCCAAAGCCGAAUUACCGCUUAAUAAUACCUACAUAAAAUGUGGCCGAAUGAGUUGGUGCGUGGUUACCAUUCGGAAGUUCACAGGCUCGAAACCCUGAACACGAAACACCAAAUCAUAGAAAAAUAUUUUACUAAUGGCAAACCGCCGAAUGUAUUUAUGCCAUGAAAAAGCACCUCACAAAAAAAAACAUUAUCUGCCAUUCGGAGGUGGCAUAAAACAGUAGGUUCUUCCAUUUGUAGAAAAAUAUCAAGACGCACGCCACAAAUAGGAGGAGGAACUCGGCCAAACAUCCAGCCAACUAUAUAUAAUAUAUACAGUCUGUGUCAAAAAAAAGGAACCGCGACUAUUCAUGAAGUAUAAAAGAUAUCUAUUUUAAUUUUUUUUUACAUGAAAGUAUCUACAAAACUACGAGUCGCAAUUACUCAUUAAGCCGUGUAGGCUCCAUCGUUGCCGAGAAUAGCCUGACAUCUUUUCGGCAUGCUUUGAAGCUUUUCUGCGUAGCUCGUCGACAAAGGGGUCCAGAUUUUGCGAGCUUGGCGCACGAGUUGGCUUACAUCAUCGACUGGCUUUCCGGCAAGAUGCGUUUUCAUAGUUCUCCACACAUUUUCAAUGGGGUUGGCGUCUGGAGACUGGGAAAGGCAGUCCAUUACUGUGACUCCAUUUUCUUGUUUUGUUGCUUCUAAUGCGUUUUUCUUAGAGCAGUGGUUUUGAUGAUGGAGUGAUUGGAUGGAUGGACGGUAGGAUAUGUUCGCCUCCUUCAGUCGACAUUCGAUGGUGUUGAUACUCACAUCUAUUCCAUUUUUAGCAAGAACUGAUCGUGCUUGGCGUAGUCACAAAGUAUGGUCUCGCUUAAAAAUUUGGACGAUCACUUUAUCCUGCUUUUUUGUCGUCACUCGCUUCAAGUCGCGCUCGGAAAAGUCAUCAACAUUUUUGUACUUCUUAUACCGCUGAUUCCACAUCCCAACAAACUUUUUUGUAUUCACUUUUGCAGCCGCAGUGUAAGAUAAUUUCGGCCCUUUCGAAUGCGUACAUAAAAAUACCGCCUCAAAACGCUUCGCGUACUUCUCACUCAUUUUUGUUUGGUUGCGUUUACGGGAUAUUUUCGAACGACACUAACCUAAGUUAGCACUGACGACAUAGCCCUUGAGUGGAACUAUUGCGCAGAAAAAGCAGAACGAAAUAUAUCUUGAAAUUACAAGAAAAAAAACCGGUUCUUUUCUUCUGGCACAGGCUGUAUAUAUAUAUAUAUAUUAUUUAUAUAUAUAUAUAUAAAGCAUAUUAUGAUAUGGGGACUUGCAAUUCGAUGAAAUUAUUCAUAAGCAAUCAAAAAGUGAAUUUUUGACUUGUUUUGUUAGUCACCCCUUUUGCAUUUCGGGUGACAAUACGUAAUUGUAUAGAGAUAUUUAGACAAGUAUUACAGUUUAGGUAAGUUAUUGAUAUUUUCUUUGAUGCGUUGUUAAAGCAUUUAGAGCGCGCCUAAUGGUAUGCUCCUUAUUUAUAAUUUACCUUCGUUUACUUUGGCUUUAGGGCUUUAUUAGGUUUGCACUGCUAGUUUAACUAUGCUUGCCAGCUAAACUAAGUGCAAACGCUCAAUUUUAUAGGGUUAAAUUCAGUUUUAAAAUUAGCUACAGUUAAACGAGCACUAACAGGCAGGACUUGAAUGGCCAGGCAAUGUUUUAAUGCCUUCUUAGAACUUAUGGCCAGCGAUUGGUUUUAGCCACAUUUUUCUAAUCAUCAUCACCAUCAGCAUCAAUUUCAGAGUUCCAAGUUGGAGCAUAAGGCUAAAUAUUUUUCUAAUGAGUUGAUUAAAAAAAAUGCAUUCGUUUUUUAAUUAUGAAACCAAGUAAUUUUACUUACAUUUUGCCUCUUGGCACAACCCAUUUUUCCUAUGCUUUUACGGUGCUUAGAAAUCAGUUGCUCAAUUAAUUUUUUGUAACUGUUAUCUGAAAUCUAUAAAAAUAUAAAAAAGGUAGUUUUUUUCUGUAAAUAAUGUUAAUCAACCUCAGUCAUUUAUUUAUUGGUUAAUUAUUUUUGACUUUUAUUCAAAAAAAAAUUAGGACCACUUACAAUUGAUGAGUUUCCACCCUAUGUGCUAUGAAUCUUAUUGCUGCUGCAAUAAGAAAAAAUACCCAAAUUCAUCUGAAAUGUCAUAAAUACGAGCCGCUCUGGCAAUAGACCUCACCACUGUAGAAAUUGGCGGAUUUCACUCUGAUGGCUACGAAUGAUGACAUUUAAGAAUGAGGCGCAUUUGUAUCGCCCUGUAAAAUGUUUAAGUUGCAAAAAGAGUAGUGAAGUAAAUCUCAAAUUCUCCUUAUAAAAAAAAAAAUCUCCUUAAAACAAAAAUCUCUUUAAAAAAACUUCAAUUGAAAUCAAAUUUGAUUAAUUUUUGUUCAAGAAUGAGUGAAUAAUAAGAAAGACAAAGUGACAAUUUUCGGUUCAGUAUGAUUUCAGAUGAUUCAGUAAUUCUAAUAUGAUAAUAAAAAAAUUUAUUUCAAAAUUUCUGCUACAAAACAAAGAUACUGAAAUAAGCACUGCUAAGAUUUAUGAUCUUCCCAAGACGAAUCUAUUAAAGGUGGUUCGGUAAUGAUGCUCACACUCCCCGUACGUCCGUACGCCCGUAUCAACUGACACGAUGAACCAACGAUCUACAAUACUACGGAACGUAUCGGUGCUGCAAAUUUAUUUACAUGGGGCUCUCAUUGGUUUCAUCGUGUCAGCUGAGUGUGGGCACCAUAAAUCAGGCUGUCAGUCCAGAAUGACACAAGGUGAAUUCAUUCUAUGUUUUCUACUUUGACAAUCAAACGUACAAAACAUUGCUGUUGGUAUCGUGCCAUCACCUUUAAUGAAUGUGCCUUGAAUUCAUUCCCCCCUUUCAAAAAUUGUGAUACAAAUAAAUUUAAGGUCAUCUAAAAGCUGUAAAAAAAUUUUUAAAAUUUGUUUAAAUUUAAUUUAAUUUAAAGAUUUUACCAUCAAUACAUAUCGACAUUUGAAUUCAUUAAAAAAAAUGUAAUAAUGGUGAAAUUUGUUUCCGUCCUUUGUCAUAAAUAAAUAUUUUUUGUACAUAUUGUACUAUAAUUUUCUUUGCAAAACGGCCAGUAUUUUGUGAUAAAAUGUAUGUACAUAAAGAUGUACAAACAUACAUAAGUAAUAUACGUAUAUUUAGUUCAUGCAUUAAUUUCAAAAAUUCAACAAAAUUAUUAAAAUCCCAGAAAGUAAAAAUAAUAUUUUAAAUAUAACAAAUCUAAUUCGAAUUUUUUUCUAUUGCCAUUUAAGCCAUAGUAUUCGAUUCUGCUACGAAAAUUGCGUAAUACAAUUAAAAUCAUGUCUUUCGUAACCAAAAAAAUUUAUAUUUUAAUUUUUUUUUAUAUAUAGGUAUGUAGUAUUACCAGGAACUUAGGUGAAAGUAGAGGAGUUGAAAUUUUUUUUUUCCUUGUUCACUCUUCCAUCGUACACUGGUCUGUGCUGUUUGCAUCGUCCCAUGAGAUGUCGGCAUCUGCUAGUUCGCGCAGCGUCGACCUUCUCCAAGUGUUUUUUGGUCGACCUCAACCUCUGCUCUCUUACGGCUUCCAGUCCAGAGUUUUGUUAUUUUUGUCGAGUUUUGGGUGGUGUUUAAAAAAAAUAAAAGAUACAAAUAAUUUAUUUGUAUUUCUUCAUUUAGCACGUUGGUAGUGAUGAUUUUUUUUCCUUUGGACUUUCUCUUUCUAUGGCCUUUUGACAAAACAACUUUUGUGACUUUAAGAGGUUUUGCUUUGAGCUUAAUAAAUUUUGAUUUAUCAUACAAAAAUUUUGUAUUUUAUUGAGAUUCUUACUUAAGCAGCGGCUACAAAUGAUUAAUUGAUUAACUGUUUCGAGGAAAGCAAGCAAUUCACUGUCUGACAGAAAAAAAGUGCUAAGGCGAGUUAAGUUGUUUGAUCAAAAGUGCGCUGUUAGAUAUGCUGAGCACUCAAGAAUAAUAAUUAUUUUAAUAUUGUAAUAUUUUUUUUUUCAGCAGCUUUUAUUAUUAUUAUCUUAGAUAUGUAAUAUAAAAAAUUUAAAUUUUGUGUUUAUAGAUAAUUGAGUUUUCUCGCGUGUUCAUUAAAACUUAAACAGAUAUUCAAGCAGCCAUUAAUACUAGUACAGGAUGGGCCAUAUAGCGUUUGCUUUUUGAACCACCUAUUUUUUUGAGAAUGGUAACAUAAAUGACAUGUCAAAUGUGUUCAUAAUUUACUUAAAGGUUUGACAUUUACGAAAUGGGACGCUAAUAUUGAAAACCUAUUUCCAAAGUGGUGAGUCUUCUUUUUCUUCCGCGGUUACAGUAAAUGGCGAGCGUUACCGUGACAUGCUCAACGAGUUUUUGUUUCCAAAAAUUGAAGAGGAUGACAUGGACGACAUUUGGUUUCAACAGGACGGUGCAACUUGUCACACUACCAAAGUUAUACUCGAACUUUUGGCAACCGUUUUUCAAAACCGAUUAAUCAGCCGAAAUUCCGAUAUCAGUUGGCCACCUCGGAGCUGUGAUUUAACCCCGUUGGACUAUUUUUUGUGGGGACCCGUUAAGGACAAAUGCUAUGCGAACCAUCCAGAGACGAUUGAUGCUUUAAAACACGAAAUCGAAGUUGCCAUUCAUGAAAUUGGAGCCCAAACAAUCGAAAAUGUGCUUUAAAAUUGGUUUGAUCGAAUGGUCUGCUGUAAAGCCAGUCGUGGCAGUCAUUUGAACGAUAUUAUUUUUCAUUCAUAAAUGACAAUGUUCAAUCUUCAAAAUAAAAAAAAAAAGUUUGGAAAAAUAUUGAUUAGUUUUUUUUUAUAGCCGAUUCAAAAAGCAAAUUUUACAUGGCCCACCCUAUAUCUUAAUGUAAUCUUAUUGUAUUACUGAUACAACAACAACAACAAUUAGUAUCUUAAUUUAUUAUUUAAAAAGAAAUUAGUUUUGUAUUUAUAGAUAUUUCAGUUUUCGCGUUGUUUAUUAAAACAGAAGUGCGAGAGACAUAAAGC